AUUUAUAACAGUUCUAAUGCUUCUGGGAUUGUUACUGAGGGUAAGCCCUUGGUUUCCUCGCCUAAAGAAUGUGCAUUGUCUAUAGAUGAUGGUCCUCUGGAUAUCGAUUCCAAAGAUUGCGAGAGUGGUGAACGUAGUGGGGUAAAUGAAGAAACGUUUGCAUCACCUACGAGAAAAAGUUCCAACGCUACUAUUACAUCGUUAUCUCGCAAAGGAUCAAAUUCAUCAAUUACGAGCACCGAUUCUAAACCACACGAAUCUGUCAUGAAAUCGACGCUGAAAGAUUUAUCGGACGAGAAGCUCGAGCUUGACAAGAUCGAAUGGGAAAAAAACAUUGAUCUUCCUUCAUAUAUUUGGGCCGAAACUAUAUGCUUGUUUGAGCGAGUCAAGCAGUUCAAAGAGAUGAAGAAUCGCCAACCGCAUCGGAAGAAAAAUCAUAUAUUGGCUUCAUUGUUAUACAUUCUGUGUAGACAGCACGGAUUACCGCGAACUUUUAUGGAAAUCUGUAGUGCAGCUGGGAUUAGGAAGCAAGAGAUUGGGGCUUAUUAUCGUUUAAUGAACAAAUUAUUGACAAAUAAUGGUUUGAGUGUCGGAGCAAACGGACCGAACAAAAUGGUGGAUUCUGCCGAGUUUUUGAAACGCUGGUGUCAACAUCUUAGACUCCAAUCACACAUUUUGGACGCGGCAAUACACGUUUACAAGCAAGCCAACGUUCAAAACAUCACGACGGGCAAAUGUCCGUUAUCUGUUGGGGCAGCAGCCAUUUGGCUCUCUGUAAACUCGUGGAAUGAGGCCAGGACACAGCACUGGAAUCGGUCGCUUGAAGAUGAUGAAUUCAUUCGGCUUGAACAAAAGGAUGUGGCACAAGUUGCUGGCGUGGUUAAUGCGACAUUAAACAGCUGCUAUAAAACGCUGUCGCAAGUCAAGGACAAUCUGUUGCCACCAGACUUUUUAGAGAAAGCUAAAACGUUACCAAAUAGAAGGCAACCGUCCGUAGAAACUAAAAAUGGUUCCGAUAAUAGACGGGGCAGUAGUUCGAGUGGAGACGAAACUGUAGAGAUAAAGGAAGAAAGUGUGGAAGUGAAAGUUGAGGUUGACAGUCUUGAAGAGAGUCUUAGGAGAAGCACAAUUAGAACUAAGAAAAGUGAAGGAGAGGAAAAGAGACUUCAUAGGAAAUUGAAAGGUUGA
Molecule: messenger RNA, 1188 nt
Organism: Paraglomus occultum
Lineage: Eukaryota; Fungi; Glomeromycota; Glomeromycetes; Paraglomerales; Paraglomeraceae
Source: the annotation of a GenBank genome assembly